UGGUUAUAAUGUUAUGUAUAUAUUGUCUAAGGAAGUUUGAAAUUUUUAAUCGGAAAUCGAAACAUGAUAAAGAAUCUUUUCAAACUUGUUAAAGAUGAAAAUUCUGAAGAAUUUAGGAUAUAUGCAGAAUUCAAAGAGAACUGUUUUACGUUAACCAUAUGGCAAAAUUCCAAUGCGUGGAUAGUUCCUGUACAGCAUGAUAAAAUACUUGCUUUAGCAGAGAACCUAGAGUUAGAUGAUACUGAGUAUUAUUCUAGAAUUAUAAAAAUAUUGAAUGAAUUGCCAGAAAAUGUUGAUUUGAAAAUUGGUCCUGAAGAUUUCAGUAUUUACUGUAAACUGGAAAACAAAAUCAGAAUAAAAUAUUUUUCUUGUCCAAUGGAAAAGGUGUGUUACAGCAAAUGUGUUGAGAAUUUAUUAGACAACUUCUACCUAAAAAGGAAUGAUUUAUUGUUGAAUAUAGAAUCAAUAUCAAAAGAAAAUGAUGAGCUGAAGAAAAGUAAAAAAAGGAUUGAAUGUGUUUUACAAGAAUUCAUUGAGCGAAAAAAACGUGAUGAUCAAGAAUUGUACAGUAAUUUCAUUCUUGUUUUGAAUGAAAAGAAAAGAAAAAUUCAACAGUUGAACCAACUGGUAGAAGCCUUUAAACAAGGAAGACCUAAGUUGAAUCCACUGGUUGAGGUCAAGAGAAAGAAGUCAAACAAACUUGCAAUCAAAGCAGAACUUCCAACGAAAGAAGAAGUUUCUAACUCCGAUAUUGAAAGUGAUUCGGCUAGCUCUCAAACUCAUACAGAAAAUACAGAUGAAGAAAGUGGCAACACCAGUAUACUACCAAGUACAUCAAAACACAUGCACAAUUUUCUACUUGAAGAUAGUCCUCCUCGUGAGACCCUACCAAAACGGGUAAAAAUUGAAGAAAAAUGUACUGAAAAUGAAAUCCACCUUUCUGGUGGUUCAAAAGUCAAGCUAGAAGACUUCAAAAUGGAAGUUACUGAUGGAAAUUUUGAGAAAUCUCCAGAUGUUAGUUUCAGCACUCAAGAUUUGUUGGAUCACAUUUAAUAGGCAUAUUUUACAAGUGUCUUGAGUUCAAUAUUAGCCUUUGAAUAGAACAUGACGGGAUUUUUAAGUUUAUAGUUUCGAUAAAAAAUCUGAGGCAGCCUAAAA
Messenger RNA from Leptinotarsa decemlineata (Colorado potato beetle), 1158 nucleotides. Its product is annotated as DNA repair protein XRCC4. The record is from RefSeq and is a predicted model, not a curated record. Gene Ontology annotation, molecular function: DNA binding. Gene Ontology annotation, biological process: double-strand break repair via nonhomologous end joining; DNA recombination; positive regulation of ligase activity. Gene Ontology annotation, cellular component: DNA ligase IV complex; DNA-dependent protein kinase-DNA ligase 4 complex; nucleus. NCBI's taxonomy places the organism in Eukaryota, Metazoa, Arthropoda, Insecta, Coleoptera, Chrysomelidae.